AUGUCAGCCAGUACUCUCCUCGGACUGAAUCCGUCCAACAAAGCCUCAAAGUUCGUCAAGAAACGCAUCGAGCCUCCACCCCGCCAUCCAGGACGUGUAGCAGCAGCAAAACCGAUUCCCAGCGACAGCGACGGUGACAGCUACUCCACAGCCUCCGAAGAGGAAAUCAUCUCGGAGCUCGAUGAGGAAGCCCUCUCGAUGCUCCCUCUUCACCUUCAGAAUAACAUGCGUGAACUUCAAGCCGAGCGAGUCAGUCGAUUGAAGGCAGAGCAACGUCUAAGCCGGAGACAACUGCAACGCAAACCCCGCUACAGUCUGCAUCGAGUGGAUGAGAAAGUUGAACCCAAACAAGAAUCAGAACCGCAACCGAAAACGAAGUUAACAGGGGAAGAGUACAAUGCGCAAUAUGCGGAGAAGUGGUUCAAGAAGACUCUUGCAAACAUCGCCGCGACAAGAGAGCUGGAGGUUAAGCGAGUUAUGGAAGGCUUCAGUGAUGAUGACGAUGACAGCUCUCGGCGUCGAACUUGGUGUCCCAUACGGCAUGAAUGGGUCCCUGUUGCGUACGGGCAGGCACAGAUGGAGAGCAAAAUCAUUGACGGCAACGGGACUGCGAAUAUGAAUCGAGCUGGAGGCAAUCGUGCUUCCAGACUAUGUGGCAUUCCGGAUCGAAGGGAGAGCGCUUUGUCUCAGAAAGACGUGGUAGUCACUGAGCGGUAUCUACUUACGAGUCGCCAUGACUGCAGGGAGUCAUCGAACGAAGGCUAUAUGUCGUGGAGGUGCGCCGGGCCGUACUAUGUCUACGAAACUCGAGCUAGUCAGGACUGCUCCCAGCAGCCGGAACAGUCGGAGCAGUCGAGUGAGAGCCUGUCAUCAAUCGUAUCGACCGCGCGUGAUCGUGUACGCAUGAAGAUUCGGAGGGUCAAGAAUGUCUUCAAGAGAUAA
This is a messenger RNA of Aspergillus mulundensis, 942 nucleotides long. RefSeq lists its product as uncharacterized. NCBI's taxonomy places the organism in Eukaryota, Fungi, Ascomycota, Eurotiomycetes, Eurotiales, Aspergillaceae. Bases 1 to 942 code for a protein of 313 amino acids. The transcript has a single exon. The record is from RefSeq and is a predicted model, not a curated record.